UGUAACUUACCCAACAUGACGUCUGAUUCCUGUAUAUCUCUGCCAGACUGGUUGAACAUGCUCCGCCUUGAGCAGUACAAGGAGGUUUUUCUCAGUGCCGGACUGACAACACUACAAGAAUGUCGCACCCUGACACAAGAGCGCCUGGAGCAGAUGGGCAUCAACCUGCCAGGACACCAGCGGCGCAUCCUAUCCAGCCUUAAUAAAACUAUUAUGCUCUGUGACACGACAUCAUCUCUGCAGCAAGACCCUCACUUCACAUUUGUGGAGGAGAAAAGAGAAAGACGAGGAGAUGAGAUCAUGGAUAAACCCACACCCAGGCAGAGGCAAGUUCCAGAGAGAGAGUCACUUUUACAGCAAAGUUUAUUGAAGGAAGAUGGCAAAAGUGAACGCCCGGUGCCAAAACAAAGGACAAAGUAUCGCCCGGUUGCUCCUGUAGCUCCAGUAGAUUCAGAGAUGACUUCAACUGAGGUCACGCUGCCCCCUGUCCCGCCGCGAAGUACCCCCAACUGCCCCCCACAACUGUUCACCUCCCCUGAAACUCCACCCCCAAUCUCUCUGCGUAGAGACAAACAGCAAACGAUGCCAGGGCUACCCAGCAGACCUCCGAGAUCAUCCAGAAGCCCUACCCAUACAUCGGACCAACCAUUUGCCCAACUUUCUCAGCCCACCACCUCCAUAUGCCAAACUCUGCCUCGGAGUCUGCCAUCUCCACUGAAAGACUUUGCAAACUCUAAUAAUGAUGGGAAAAAGAGGAGCUCACCUGUGUCACCCAUCCCCUCCCCUAGUGAAGACACAUUUGCCCCACCUCUGCCUCCCAAAACUGGACCAGCACCCAAAGGCCCCCCUCCCCGGCUCCAGAGGAUCUCUGCAUCUCCUAAACGUCAUAGUCUGCCACCUACUAUCAAACCUCCUGAUGACAUGGAACAGGACCAAAUACCGCUGGUCCCACCUCGAAUCACGUUAUCGAGAAGUCAAGAUAACUUACAGCAAAUACAACAACCAACUCAGCUCGAGAAGGCACCCGCCCCACCAGCGAGGAGAGCCCCACCACCGCAGAGGGAAACCAGAUUAGAUUCGAUUGACGACAACUCAGAUGAAUACGAAGACCCAGAUCUGUUUUACACUGGUGCCCAACAGGUGAACAUGCCACUCAGAGACAGAUCCCUGCAAAUGGCCAAUCAGGCAAAGAUGCGCUACAGUGCUUUGUGCAGCGACGAUGAGCUAUUGGACGAUGAUGAUUCAUCCAUGUGGUCAGAGGGCCACAGUCCACAAGGAAGUAUCUACCUACCCCCAAACAGAGGCCAGUUACCCUCCUCCUCUCGGGACGACAGUACUCAGGAAUCAGCCAUCAUUAAGGUGGGCUGGCUAGACAAGAACCCACCACAAGGAGCACUUUAUUACCAGAGGAGAUGGGUAAAGCUAGACACUGACUACCUGAGAUAUUUUGACAAUGAAAAGGCUAUCUAUUCUAAAGGGCUAAUUUCAACAGCAUUCAUCACUAGUGUAUCAAGUGUUGGAGAACUGAAGUUUGAGGUGGUAACAAACAAUAGAACUUUUAUCUUCAGGGCUGAAAGUGAAGCUGAGAGAGACGAGUGGGUGGCACUUUUAAAGGAUUGCACUGGAGGGCGCCAGUACCGCAACACCAUCACCCCCGGUUCUCCUUUGGCUCCUGAUUUUCAUGGGUAUUUGGGGCUAAGAGGAAUACGCUCCAGGCUUUACACUGUGGUUGCUUUAGAUAAGGUCUUUCUCUACAAGAAUAUGGAGGACUACCGUAUUGGUGUAGGCAUCACCACUAUUGAUAUGAAUGUUGGCAAUGUGAAAGUUACUGAUCAGCGUGCAUUUGAUCUCACUACACCUUAUCGUACUUUCUGCUUCAUUGCAGAGUCAGAGCAGCUGAAGGACCAGUGGGUUGAGGCGAUGCAUAAUGCCAUAGAUGAAGCAUUGUCCAAUAGCGAAGUGGCAGAGCGGAUCUGGGCGGAGCCUACUAACAGCUGCUGUGCGGACUGUGGAGCCCCCAAGCCAGAAUGGGCAGCUAUAAAUUUGUGUGUGGUGGUCUGUAAACGGUGUGCAGGAGAGCAUCGUGGUUUGGGUCCGAGUAUUUCUAAAGUACGGAGUCUGAAGAUGGACAAGAAGGUGUGGACAGAUGAACUAAUUCAGGUAUUUCUUUUGAUGGGCAAUGAACGAGUCAACAGUUUUUGGGCUGGUAACGUUCCUCCGAGUGAAGCUUUGACACCGUCCAGCUGCACUGAAGACCGCAGACGCUACAUCACAAACAAAUAUCGCCAGGGAAAAUACAGGAAGUACCACCAACUGUUUGGAAAUCAGAAAGAGCUGAACAAUGCGUUGUGCAUUAACGUGCAGGGCAGUGAUGUCCUGGAGACGUUACGCCUGAUCUUCUGCGGGGCGGAUGUUAACUGUUCCACUGGUGUUCCCGAAUGUCCAUCCCCACUGACACUGGCUCAAGCAAGUUCACAGCCUCUACAAGCAGAGCUCAUAAGCCACAAUCUCAACACAGAAUUGCCCCGAUCAGAAGUAGGCGACAUCACUGACACAAUGCCGUACUCGGCCCCAUCCACUGUUUGCCUUAAUGGUUUUCUGUUCAAGACCGCGUCAAUGACUCGAGCAGUGACAGAUCGCAAAGCAAAAGAAGAGUUUAGCCGGCGCUGGUGUACUUUAAAUGACGGAACCUUCAGUUAUUAUGAAAGUGACAAGAACUCAAACCCCAACGGAUCUCUAAAGGCCUCAGAGAUUGUGUGUUUGUCAGUUGGCACAAUCAGUCAUGGGUAUAACCAUACAUUUGAACUGUACACAGAAGCAGAGCGUCUGUAUUUGUUUGGCACAGACGAUCCUGACAGCCACAAGGAAUGGAUCAAGUCCAUUGCAAAGAGCAUUAUUCCAGCCAGUGCAGAGUCUCUACUACGACUGGAUUUUGUCCGAAUCGGGAGGCUGCGGUGUAAAGGUGGCUUGAAUCUGGAAACUUCCAAAGUGGGUUGGUUUGCGUUGGAGGGCUCAACUUUGCACGCGCACAUGGAGAAGGGCCACAUGGAGGAAAUAAAUCUGCGCAAACUAACUGAACUAUCAACACAGUCAGAUGUACUAGUUCUGGUGGAAAAGGGCAGGACCCUGUACAUUGAAGGUGAGAGGAAGCUGGACUUUGCUGGCUGGUGUGAGGCCAUUACAACCGCAGCACAGAGUGGAGCAGACACCUUGAGCGAACAGCAACUCACAGAGACAGACAUUCCCGUCAUAGUGCACAGCUGCAUCGGCUUCAUCACACAAUAUGGCCUGACAUCUGAGGGCAUCUAUCGAAAGAGCGGGGUGAACUCUCGGGUCAAAGCACUCCUAGAUAAAUUCCGAUCAGACGCGCGCAGCAUUUGUCUGAAGGAAGAAAACAACGUGGUGGACGAUGUCUCCAACACUCUCAAGCGAUUCUUUAGGGAACUGGAGGAAGGGCUGUUCACACAAGAGGAAGGUCCAAACUGGCUCCAGACAUCUAUCAUUCAGGACAAAGAUGCCAAAAUCUCUCAGUAUCAGCAGUUGCUAGACAAGCUUCCACAUGUCAAUAAGGCCACUCUAGAAGCACUUAUAAACCACCUGUAUUGUGUUCAGUGUCAUGCACAUAUCAACCAGAUGAACAUCCAUAACUUGGCCAUAGUGUUUGGCCCCACACUUUUUCAGACUGAUGGAAAAGACUACACUGCAGGCCAAGUGAUUGAGGACCUAAUAGAACACUACACAACCAUCUUUGAGGUAAAUCAGACACAGCUAGCAAAACAGCUACAGGAAAUUGAGGUGAUUAUUCGGCUUCGGGAAACAUUGAAUAACAAGUUUACAGCUAACACUCAAGGAGGACACAUCAUCUGUACAGUGUAUCUUGAGGAAAAGAGUCUCACAGAGCAUCAUGUCAAGAUCCCUGGCUCGAUGACAGCAGCAGAACUGACCUGGGAAGUUUUAGAUAUACGGAAAAUCCCCGCUAAGGACAAGGAUUACUGGAGCUGCUGGGAGAUCAAUGAAAAAGAGGAAAUGGAACGCCCUCUACACUAUAGGGAGCGUGUUUUACCCAUUCUUCACUCCUUUGGCACGGACUCCAAACUACUCAUCAAGAAACACCUGGGCAUGGAGGCAAUGCUGUCCUAUUUGGCCAGUAAACCAGAUGUCUCCAAACACGGCAAGAUGAAGUUUAGGGAUGGGAGGAACAUUCCAGGGCUUGGACUCUUCUCUUCAGGGUUCCAUGAAAAAUAUUUCACUCUCACAGCCACCUCUCUCAGGAUGUACAAGGAAGUCACGAGCAACCGACCAGAAAAUGAGUGGCCCGUCAAAAAUCUUAUGGUGUACCUGGGAAUUAAGAAGAAACUUCGUCCAGCUACUUGUUGGGGGCUCACACUGGUUUGUGAAAGUAAAAAACAAGACAAGCAUGAAAAACAGCAGUGGUAUGUGUGCUGUGAAACUCAGUCAGAUCUGAGGGAAUGGUUGGCUAGUUUCCUAAGUAUACAGUGUGAGGGAGACAUGUGGCCUGAGGAGGGACAGAAGCACACGCGGGUGAGCCGCGCGCUGCCGGACAUGCACCAUGGUAACGUGUCACUGAUUCCACUGCGUGGCAGUGAAAACGAGAUGCGGAACAGUGUCGCAGCUUUCAGCCAAGACCCGCUUGGUGAUGGAAGAAGUCACGGCUCCCCUCACCACACGCUACAGCCGUAAGAAAACUGGAGACCCAUUGAAAAGUCUGGACCCGGAACUAAACACAUCCUUAGACUUUUUAUCACUUAAAGCACCAACCGUGGGGUAUCUUUGUACAGUAGCUUCAUGGACUACAGUCACAGUUACUAAACAGCUCAAACAGCAGCCUUCGCUCAGCUGAACUUUGGGCUUAGUCUCAUCUGUGUUGCAUCGUUUAUAGAUGCAUGAAGGACAUUUUAGAUUUACUUUUCACAAACCAUUUACUGGCUAAUGUAUUAUUAAGUAUUAAAAAAGUGUUUGUAUAUGUUGAUGUCUGUUUAACUCUCUUCUGAAAUGUGCUGUGAUGAGCCCAGGUGAUGACAUGGAGGCAGCAAGACAAUUUUUUAUUUUUUUUUUUGCAGUGUUGGUGUAUUCAGGCAAAGGCUUGGUGCUAUUGAAGGAUGAUUAUGUGUUACUCACAAGGACUAUUAGCAGAAUCAUUUUUGACUAAAGAUUUGCAUUUCCAUGUAAAGGUGGAAAGUGUCACAACUCUCUCCAAACAGCCAGAAAGAGUGAAGGCACAGGAUGUUCCAUAUGUAGAUGUAUUUUAAGUUACUCUGUUUUGGUUAGUAUAGUCUAAAUCAGGGGUGUCCACACUGUGGCCCUCAAGCUUCCUGCUGAAUUUGCCCAAAUGACCAAAAGUAGUAGUUUUGACAGCAAAUGUUUUAAAUGCUGCUAUUAUAACUCAAAUAAGAAACACUUUGAUGUGAUACAGACUAUUAAAGUUAUUAAAGGUGUGUUUGCUCAGUCAAACCUGCGUCAAAUGUAAUGUUUUGAAUGAUUUAUUUUAUCCUGUAUCUAUGGUCCUCCGCUCUGUAUAAUUUACCCUUCUGAUAGGACUAGACUGUCUUUGUUGCCUCUCACCCCUGUUACUUAUAGUGUAUUGUUUUAUAGCUUUAUUUAAAUCAUAUAAGCAAAUGUAUAGCUGCAAAAACAUGAUAAACACAGCAAUGGUUCACGACACAGCAAUGGUUCACGACUGAUGAAAAUAUUAACUUUUUGUAUCAUAUCAAAACCUUUAGUUACGUUAUUGCUGUACUGUUCAUAGGUAUAUGUAAAGACACUUAUUUAUUUUAGCAUGCUAUCGUUGGAUGCGGCUGGUCGGACAUAUUGCAUCGUAGUAGAGACGUCAUGAUGCCUACUUACAAUUCAUUGGGUCAAGUUUAAAAUCCAUGUGUAUAUUUCCAGUUUUUGAUGUAGUACCCACAUUUAGUAGUACCUGUACAGAUUGCAUUUUGUUGUAUAGUUUUAUAGCUGUUAUAACCUCACCUAAAAUGUAUAUACAAAUACAUAUAUUAAAUCACAAAA
Messenger RNA from Periophthalmus magnuspinnatus, 6027 nucleotides. RefSeq names its product arf-GAP with Rho-GAP domain, ANK repeat and PH domain-containing protein 1-like. Bases 16 to 4701 code for a protein of 1561 amino acids. The transcript has 32 exons. Gene Ontology annotation, molecular function: GTPase activator activity; protein binding; phosphatidylinositol-3,4,5-trisphosphate binding. Gene Ontology annotation, biological process: positive regulation of GTPase activity; signal transduction. The record is from RefSeq and is a predicted model, not a curated record. NCBI's taxonomy places the organism in Eukaryota, Metazoa, Chordata, Actinopteri, Gobiiformes, Gobiidae.